This is a messenger RNA of Pezoporus flaviventris, 7606 nucleotides long. RefSeq names its product hydrocephalus-inducing protein-like. Gene Ontology annotation, biological process: axonemal central apparatus assembly; cilium movement. Gene Ontology annotation, cellular component: axoneme. The transcript is spliced from 43 exons. NCBI's taxonomy places the organism in Eukaryota, Metazoa, Chordata, Aves, Psittaciformes, Psittacidae. The record is from RefSeq and is a predicted model, not a curated record. The coding region runs from base 1 to 7536 and encodes 2511 amino acids.
AUGACUGGCAGUGCUACAGCUACUGGCCUCAGCCUGACCGUGGAGAAGCAGGAGACCUGCCUGUGUCUCUCGAGUGGCAGCAGUGCAGCUGGGAGAGGGGAGAGCAAGCAGGGAGGAAUUAUCUGCAACUCUCUCUGCUCUGUCUUGCGUCUGCAGUUGUCAGCAGUUGACGUGGACCAGAGGUUGUUCCAGCCUUUCCCAUCCGAGGUGGUGUUUGAGAACUACGUUCCCCAGCAGUUCUACAUAGCGGCGCUAGCUCUGAGGAACACGGACAGGGUUCCUCGUCUGCUGAACGUCAUCCUGGGGAACUCUCCUUACUUCGAGUUGAUCAGCCCGAGUGAUGAGGACUAUAAGGUAGCACCGGGCAUGUCUUCAACCUACCGCAUCCUUUUCAGACCUGAUGAGAACAAGGAUUAUUUCGACGAGCUUAUCAUCAUCACAGAGAGGGAGAAGUUCUUUGUGCCUAUCCGAGCCAUAGGUGCCCGAGCCAGCCUGGACUUCCCUGAGCAGCUGAACUUCUCCAACUGUCCAGUCAGGUUCAGCACCCAGAAAACUCUGCUGGUGCGCAACGUGGGGAAUCGGGAGGCUUGCUACAGCAUCACCACUCUGAGCCCGUUCUCUGUGGAUCCCUCCAUUGGGACUCUUGGCGUUGGAGAAGCGAUGCAAGUCACGGUGGAAUUUCACCCGCCAAAGACCGGUGUUUAUUCCAGUCCCAUGAUAGUUCAUUAUGACACAGGUGAAGAUGUUCACAAAAGCCUUUGUGGAAGAGCUGUAAAUGUCAACAUCAGGCUUGACAAGAGCUCCUUGACGGUUGAGAAGACUUCCGUCACGCUGUCAAACCAAAGAUGCGUGGUCAUCCACAAUCAGAGUGCCAUCACGGCUCACUUCCAGUGGAAGCGUUCUGUUGAUCAGGAAGAGGAGGAGCGGCAGAAGCUGAGGUUUUGCCACCCGCUGCAGAGGCAGGAAGAGGACAAGCUGGUUGAUGUUCCUAAGGAGCACGGGGUGGUGCGCCCUCUCGGAGAACAGCCUUCCCUUCCCAUCUGCACCUCCCAGAACCAGGGGACAGAGGUGCAGGGAGACUCCGUGCCUUUCUGCAAUGAUAUUUUCACCAUUGUGCCCAUGGAGGGAGAUAUCUUGCCAAAUUCUUCACUUGAAAUCAGCGUGAUCUUUAAGCCCAAAGAAGCCGGAGUCUACCAAGAGACAGUCUACUGUGACAUCUCAGGCUGUGAGAGCAGGCUGCCCCUGUGCAUCAGCGGGGAAGGCGUCGGGCCCCAGGUGGAACUCAGCUGUGAGCAGCUGAGCAUCGGGGAGGUGUCUGUGGGCUCAAGCCACAGCUACAGGGUGAUCCUGCUCAACAGAGGAGUUCUUGAGGCUCCCUUCGGCGUGGUCUAUGCGGAGAGAGCUCUGGGCUCCUGCUUCACCUUUGCCCCCCGGGAGGGCGUGCUUUUGCCUUUCGAGCAUCAGGUCAUCUGGAUCUCCUUCAAUGCUACUGUCCUGGGGCAGUUCACAGAAGAAUUCCAGUUCAGGGUGAAGGGAUCCCCUGAGCCUCUGACGCUGACUGUGAGCGGCUGUGUCAUCGGGCCGGCAUUUCAUUUCAAUGUGUCGUCCCUCAGCUUCGGUGAAGUCUCCUUUGGCUUUCCUCGCACCCUGUGCUGCCGCCUCACUAACACUUCCCCGGUGCCCUUCAACUUCAACCUUCGCAUUCCUGGGGACGGCUCAGGAGCACCCAGCGUGACCAGUUUUGCUCAGGUGUCAGACAGCACUGGUCCGUCGUGGAGAAAGCCAGCGCGAGGUGCCAAGAAGCCAGCUGAAUUUACUAUCAGGCCCUUGACAGGGACCGUCUGCUCCAAGGGACACUUGGAUAUCCAGGUCACCCUGUGCUCCAACACCGUGAAGAGAUACAAGCUGGCCCUGGUGGUCGAUGUGGAUGGUGUUGGCAGAGAGGUGUUAUCACUGCCCAUCAGAGCCAGAUGUGGCAUUCCCCUGCUGCGAGUGCUCCACCCAGCUGUGACAUUUGGACGAUGCUCUCUCAAAGUCCCUUAUCAGCAGAUGCUGACCCUUGUGAACGACAGCAACCUGCCAGGCUGCUACUGGGCUCUUCCUCAGGAGAACAAGGAUGCUGCUGCUGUGUGGUACUCCAGCCCUGAGCCCCGUGGGAUUAUCCAGCCUCACAGCUCGGUGGAGAUCCCGUUCACACUGGAAGUCCAGGUGACAGGAGAGCAGGACACCGUUGCUCAUGUUGUGGUGUUUGGGAGUAAAGAAUCCCCACUGAAAAUCCAUUUACUGAGCACUGGCGAAGGACCAGUUGUCCACGUGCACCCAAGUGAGAUAAAUUUUGGCUGCAUCCAAGUUCUACAAGAUGCUUCCCGAAGCCUCCACCUCUGCAAUCAGUCUGUCAUCCCUGCAUCCUUCUCGGCAAAGAUGGCUGGCGAAAACGCGUGGUGGAGUAUUGGACCCAGUCAAGGAGUGAUCCCUGCCAAGGCCGAGGUGUCUGUGGUUGUCACUGCGAAUUUGGAUGACACGGAGCAAUUCAAGGACGAGGUGGUGCUGUUCAUUGAGAACAGUCAUGCCUGCGUCAUCCCCGUCCAGGCUGUUGGCGUUGGCACCACGAUUGUCGUUGACAAACCCUUUGGCCCGGAGCUCAAGCUGGGCCCCUGCUUCAGCCUGGAUCCCUGCUGUUACCGCUUCAAGAUGACAAACAAAGGACAACGCACCCAUCUGCUCUAUUGGACCACAGAAGGUGGCACCACACUUGAGCAGCGCAAGCAUCUCCCUCCCGUCAGGAACACCAAGGGCAAGGUUUCCUCCUGCGGCCCCGUGUUUAAGCUUCAGCCGCUGAGGACGGAGCUGAUGCCUGGCCAGACAGCGGAGAUGGUGCUGGAAGGCUCCUGCAGCACCCCCCAGGUGGUGAAGGAGAAGCUGCUGUGUCACGCCAUCGUGGGCAAGGAGGGAGUGAAGAAUCUGAUCAUGCAGGUGGACGUCACGUGCGAGUUCAUUGCUCCCGCCCUGCAAAUAUCCAGCAGAGAAAUCCCUUUCCGGGUGGAGAAGCACCCCAGUGAUGUCCUGACUCUUCAGUACAAGCCUCUCUCUUUAAAGAACAUCUGCUGCCUGCCCCUCACUGUGGUCCUUGCCUUAGAGCAGCCCUUCUCCAUCUGCGGUGCGGACCAGCAGCCUCUCCCUGCAGAUGCUCAGCCCACGAAGCUGAGGAGAGGGGAGGAACUUCAACUCUGCAUCGCAUUUAACCCUGCUUACGAGGAGGACUUGCUUAUCCGGGCAGCAGAGAAGGCUCUGAAGAUCAGGUUCCUGGAGCAUCCUCAUGAAGAGCAGGUCACUGUUCGGGGAGAAGUCUACUUCCCGAAUCUCCAGCUCCAGACCACGGCCCUGGACUUUGGCUGCAUCUUGAAUGACACCAAGGAUGUGCGUUACAUGGAGAUGAGCAACUGCAGCCCGCUGGUUGUCCAGUACCACUGGUCAUUCCUGAAGGACAGCCAGGUGAACCCAGUGAGGUUCCUGGAGACAGAGCCCCUCGCCUUGGGUGUGGAGGAGGUUUUCGAUAUCCUGCCGCUGCACGGUGAGCUGCAGCCGGGCCAGAGCCAGCGUGUCACCUUCUCCUUCUUCGGCCACGCCAACACCGUCACCCAGGUCACGGCGCUGUGCAGGGUGGAGGGAGGCCCGAGCUAUGAGGUGGCUCUGCGUGGGGAGGCCUCGCGCAUCAGCUACCUCCUGGACACCACCGAGAUCGACUGCGGGCUGCAGGUGUUUAACAAAGUCACGGAAGCAGCGGUGACCCUGCAGAACAGCGGGAAGCUGGGAUUUGCCUUUGUGGUGCUGAGCCCCGGCACAGGCACUGCAGCCAGCCCUCUGCCUGGCGUGCCCCUGGUCGUGCCUAGCACGGGUUACGCUGAACCUGGCAAGCAGCAAGUGCUCAAAGUCUAUUACCUGCCAGGAGUGCCUGGAGUCUUCUGCAGGGCUUUCCAGAUCCAAGUGGGUCACCUGGAGCCAGAGAAAAUCACGCUGAAAGGAGAAGGGACCUUUCCCAGGAUCCACUUGGACCUGCCCAGGAACAUCAAAGGCAAUGCCAAAUAUGAGAAGAUCCUCCAAAAGGCCAAAGAAAAGGUGGACAAAGGCAGACAGAGAGAGGAGGCCAUUGCUCUGGGGGAGGCUGUGGCAGGCGAGCCCCGCAUGGACGACUCGGGCACCGUGUGGGAUGCUGAGCUGCAGAUGCAGAUGGAGGAGAUGCUUAUUGAGGAGCAUGCCUUGGAGCAGCAGAAAGCUCUCACGUCCCGUCCUGCGGAGGACACUGCCUUUCACCAGCGUGUACAUCGGAGGCUUCUCAAAGCUGAGCUGCCCGAAUACGUCCUGGACCUUGGCUAUGUUGUUCCCGGUGACAUCCACACACGCAUCGUGAAGGUCACCAACACCGGGCACUUCCCUGCAUCUUUCCAUGUUGAUGGAUAUGUCCUAGAUAACACAGGCUUCAGCGUGUGCCUGGACCGUGUGAAGCGCCUGCCCUCCUGUGAGAGCAAGACAUUUGAAGUGUGCUUCGACCCACAAAGUGCCAGCCGGCCUCUGGGAAAGGUGGAUGUGCUCCUGCCCAUCAAGGUCAGAGGAGGCCCCACAUCGCAGGUCCGCCUCCGUGCCAUCGUGGCUGAGCCGUCCCUCAGCCUCUCCAGGGACAGGCUGGAGUUCUCCGCUGUCCAGUGUGGGCAGUGCCAGGAAGAAACCAUCCAGCUCCACAACACGUUCCAGGUCCCCUGUCAAUGGUCCAUCAGCGUGAAUGAGCCUGUUAAGGAGGUAAAGCGCAGACAAGGUGUAACACGCAGCUUCUCGGGUGGGUUGUCUUUGCCUCUCUUGCCUUUCCUGCCCCUCUGGCUGCCUGAGCACUUGGGCUGCAGCUGGCUUGAGGGAGCUUUUGAGGGUACAGAGCAAGGCUGGUUCACCUGGGUGAACAAACAUCUGCCGGCGAGCGAGCAUCAGAAGCUGCUCGAGGAGAUGAAGUCUGCGCCCUGUGGCUUCGAGGUGCUGCCGUCAGCUGGAACGCUCGCUCCAGGACAGCAGUGCCAUGUCCAAGUCCGUUUUUCACCCACGGAAGAGAAGUGCUACCGGGGCGAGCUGCACAUCCAGAUUUGCCAGAGCAGCCAACGCCUCCAGGUGCCGGUCUUGGGACGUGGUCUGGAGCCACGGCUGGAGUUCAGCCCCGCGGAGCUCGAGCUGGGACCGCUGCUGCCACAGAGCCAUGGGGAAGAGGGGACAGUGGUGGUGAAGACCCCCUGUGAGGUUUACUCGCUGGAGUUUGACCAGCAGCGCCUUGCUGAGGAGCAGCUCCUACGGACACCGCAAGGUGACAACAGCCACAACAGCUUGUUGCUGCCUCCCUGUGCCCCGGCCGGGAAGCUGACCGGUGAGGCCCAAGGAAGGGGCAUAAAAGUGAAGGUUGACGUUGUGGAUCCACCGGGAAAGGUGGUGAAGCUAGGAAACGUCUGCAUUGGGCAGACGGUGAAGAAGAUCGUCACCAUAGCCAACAAGAGUGCAGCCCCUCUGGCCUUUCAGCUCAGAGUCACAUCCACCGCGCCAGAGUUGCAGGAAGCUGGGGUUCUGUGCUUGAAGCCCAGCAAGGAGCUAAAGCUGAAGCCCAGAGGAGACAGAGGCAAAGUGGAGGUGACCUUCUCCCCGAAGCGCCCCAUCCAGCCGUUCAGCGGGGAAGUGCUGCUGGAGUGCGGCGGGCUGGCGCGCUCCCUCUUUGUGGUGCGGGGCUCCUGCCAGGGCAGCCUCGUGAGCUUGGACCAGGAGCAGCUCAGCUUUGGAGCCGUGGUGCAGCAGAGCUACACGUGGCGGCGCGUGGUCAUGCGGAACGCGGGCGUCACAGGAGUCAGGUUUACGUGGGACGUGGAGAGCUUCAAGCCGGACUUUUCCAUCAGCCCCACGAAGGGUUACAUCAGCCCAGGGAGGGAUGUCCCCUUCGUUGUGACCUUCCGCCCCUCGAAGCUGAGCCAGGCUGUCCAGUACGAGGGGCUGCGGUGCUUCAUCCAGGGCAGUGAGGCGCUGCGGCUUACGCUGUCAGGAUCCUGCGUGGAGGCCCCUGGCCCCAAAGAGACCCUGACUUUCAGCUGCAGUGUGCGUGAGAGGCAGAGCCAGACCAUCCUCCUUUCCAACCCAAGCAACGAGGCCUGGACCCUGCAGCCCAUCAUUGAGGGGAAGUACUGGAAAGGGCCUGAAUUUAUCCAUCUGGAGGCCAGGCAAAAAGAAAAGGCCUACCAGGUCACCUACAGACCCCUAAGCAUGAGCUCUGAGAACAAGAAGCAUCAGGGCUCCAUCUUCUUCCCCCUGCCGGACGGGACAGGCUUACGCUACCACCUGGAAGGAACUGCUGAAGCCCCCCGGUGUUCAGGGGCCAUUUCCCGGCAGGUUCCAUGCAGGAGUUCCCACACGGAGCUCAUCCCUGUGUCCAACUGGCUGCACAGCCCACAGAGGCUCCUGGUGGUUAUUGACAUGCUGAAACCAGAGAACGUGGAAAGCAGUUCUGUGCUGCAGGGGUGUUCCUACAUUGACGUGCCAAGCUCUGCAAAGAAGGACUACCAGCUCACCUUCUUCUCCUACAAAGAAGGAGUCUUCAGGGCAAAGGUGACCUUCCUCAACGAGACAACCGGAGAGUACUUGUUCCACGUGGUGACUUUCAAGGUGACGGCUUCGGGACCCAUCGGCACUGUGAAAAUGAGCACCGCUGUUCGGCAGAGGGUGUCCUCCACCGUCAAGGUGGACAACCCUCUGCCUGUCCCGGUGACGUUUGACGUCACCUGCGAAGUGCCCGACGUCAGCGCUCCACAGCACUUUACUGUUCCUGCACAGUCGAAGGCGGAUCUUGUCUUGGAGUAUCAGCCCCUGAAAACGGGUGAGAGCACCGGGCACCUGGUGCUCCAGAGCAGCGACUUGGGCUCUCUGUCUUACAACCUGCAGCUGAAAGCCAUCUCGCAGAGGCCAGAGAAGCCCGUGUAUUUCCGCGCCACGCUGGGCUCCCGUCAGACCAUCACCACCAAAAUACGGAAUUUUGCCCAGCAGAAGACCGAGUACCUGCUGCAGACCGACUGUGCCGACUUCCAGACGGCAAAAUCCAUCAGUGCGGCACCUGCUGGCGCUGGGGGCUCGGACCUGAGCGUGGAAGUGACCUUUGAGCCCUGCCAGCUGGGCGAAGCCAAGGCCACGCUGCAGCUCAGCUCCGCAUUGGGCGGGCAGUACCGCAUCCCACUCAUCGGCCUUGCACUGCCCCCUGAAGCCCAGGGCCCCUUCCUCAUCCCAGCCGGCGGCUCCACCUCCAUCUCCUUCAGGAACGUCUUCCCGAAGGCCACGGCGUUCCAGUAUGCAGUAAAGCACCCGGCCUUCACCGUCAGGGCCCCCGAGAUGCUGCGCGCCAAGAGCAGCACCACCAUCACCGUCUCCUUCAGGGGCGGCCGGGCUCCUGUCACCAGCAGGCUGGUGGUCUCUUGCCCUGGGGGCUCCUGGAUCUACCACCUCCGGGGCCUGCCCUCCACCCUCAAGUGACCAGCUGCCCGCGGCCCUUCCCGCCACGUUCGUGCUCUCUGGAGCAAAUAAAUUUCAUUUAAAUCCCUCC